Molecule: messenger RNA, 1947 nt
Organism: Drechmeria coniospora
Lineage: Eukaryota; Fungi; Ascomycota; Sordariomycetes; Hypocreales; Ophiocordycipitaceae
Product: multidrug resistance protein fnx1
Exons: 1
Coding region: 1-1947 (648 amino acids)
Biological process (GO): transmembrane transport
Molecular function (GO): transmembrane transporter activity
Source: RefSeq, a predicted model, not a curated record
AUGCCCGCCGACAACGACGCACACGGGCAAGGAUGUGCGGACCAAGAGAGGUUCGAUGAUGGACGAGAGGAUGCCGCGUUUGUGAAUUCCGUCGGCCCUGUGCAUCGUUCUGCGUCGCGCCCCCCGGCAUCAACCGCUUCACCUGCCGUUGGCUCACCCACCUCCCCGGCGCCCUCGGCAUUACCAUCGACAGCAGCAGCGGCACCGACACCGCCCCGACCAACUGUCCUCGCUUCUGAUACGGCUCCCACCAUGGCGUCGCCGCCGCCGCCGCCCAGUCCGCAGCUGCCGAUGCCGUCAAAGCAGCAGCCGUCGUCGACAGUCGACCUCGACGGCCUCACCAAGGGACGCAGCCCCGCCGAGCUCGCCCUCGUCAUGCUCGCCCUCUGUCUGUCCCUCUUCCUCGCAGCCCUCGACAUGAGCAUCGUCUCGACGGCCCUGCCCGUCAUCAUCUCCGACUUCAAGGCCCCCGGCGGCUACGUUUGGGUCGGCAGCGCCUACCUGCUCGGCAACGCCGCCUUCGUUCCCACGUGGGGCAAGAUCUCGGACAUCUUCGGACGCAAGCUCAUACUCAUCGUCUGCGUCGUCAUCUUCUGGAUCGGCAGCCUCCUCUGCGCCGUCAGCGUCAACAUGGCGAUGCUCGUCGCCGCCCGCGCCCUCCAGGGUUGCGGCGCAGGCGGCCUCGUCACCCUGCCCAAUAUCGUCGUCUCCGACCUCGCCUCGCCGCGGAACCGCGCCCUCCUCUUCGGCGUCUUCGGCGCCGUCUGGGCCAUCGCCUCGGCCGUUGGACCCCUCGUCGGCGGCCUUUUCACUAGCAGGCUCUCCUGGCGUUGGUGCUUCUACAUCAACCUGCCCUUUGGCGCCGCGAGCCUCGCCAUCCUCGUCUUCGUCCUGAAGCUGCACAAUCCGCGGACGCCCGUCAAGGCCGGCCUCGUCGCCAUCGACUGGGUUGGUAGCGUCCUCGUCAUCGGCGGGACCCUCAUGCUCCUCCUCGGCCUCGAGUUCGGCGGAGUCCAGUACUCGUGGCGCUCGCCCACGGUCCUCUGCCUCAUCCUCUUCGGCAUCCUCACCAUUGCCCUCUUCGUCCUCUACGAGGCCGUCGCCGCCGAGUAUCCCAUCAUACCGCUCUCGCUCUUCCGCCACCGCAACAGCGCCGCCGUCUACGCCCUCUCCUAUAUGCACGCCUUCGCCUUCUUCGGUGGCUCGUACUGGCUGCCGCUGUACUUUCAAGCCGUCACGGGCGUCGGCCCCCUGCUCUCGGGCGUCUACCUGCUCCCCUUUGUCCUCUCCCUCUCCCUCACGUCGGUCGUCAUCGGCAUCUUCAACAAGAAGUCGGGGCUUUACAAGCUGCCCAUCACGGGCGGCCUCGCCGUCAUGACGGUGGGCCUAGGCUUAAUGACGACGCUCGGCGUCGAUCGGAACUGGGCCAAGAUCAUACUGUUUCAAAUCAUCGCCGGCGUCGGCACCGGGCCCAACUUCACGGCACCCCUCGUCGCUCUGCACACCAACAUCGAGCCUCGAGACAUCGGAUCCGCCACGGCGAGCUAUUCCUUUCUCCGCCAGCUCGGCACCUCGACCUCGGUGGCCGUCGGCGGCGUCAUCUUCGCCAACGUCAUGACGGCUCAGCACGACGCCCUCGUCCGCACCGUCGGUGCUCCGCUCGCCGACCGCUUCGGAAGCGACCAGGCGACGGCCAACGUCUUCGCCGUCCGUGACUUGCCCCUCGGCGACCGUCUCGUCAUCCAGGAGGCCUACUGGAACGCGCUGCAGAAGAUGUUCAUCGUCUACGCCGCCGCCGCCUGCACGGGCUUCCUCAUCAGCUUCCUCGUCCAGCAGAAAAAGUUGAGCAAGUCUCACCUAGAGCACAAGACGGGUCUGGCGUCGCUGAAGCACCGAAACGAGGGCAAGGAACCCGCCAUGGACGAGGAGAAGACGGCGGCCCCUUGA